Parascedosporium putredinis is the source of this 726-nucleotide messenger RNA. The record is from the annotation of a GenBank genome assembly. Lineage: Eukaryota; Fungi; Ascomycota; Sordariomycetes; Microascales; Microascaceae.
AUGGACCCUGCGUCCUCGGGGUCGGAGUUGGAGGUAUUCGCCGCUAACAAAGCCCGUCGUUCAAAACAACAGUCAUAUAGCCGCGACGAACCGAGGAAUAUUGAUAGGUCCGUCCAUCGUAUCUACGCCCUCCGAAAUGCAUGCUGCGAUCGUCCUAACCGUUGUGUAGCGAAUGGGUUCAUGACAAAUAUGAAGAUCAAGAACGCCGAAAUGCACCUGCUCCAAGGCGCCGACGUGAGCCUGCUGGAACCUCAUCAAGGCACCAGGCUCCGCGUCGAGAACAUUCACUACGAGCUGACGGAGAAAGAACUCGAGUUUAACCUGUGCUACGACCGUGCCGGACGGUCCGAGGGUGUCGCGUUUGUCACGUAUCAACACCGAGACGAUGCCACUACUGCCAUCCAGGAAUUUGACGGCGCGAAUGCUAACGGUAAGGGCUCCCGGCACCCGUCCUUUGCAACCUCAUGCCAGGCCCGGUCACUCGCGGAUCGAAUCACCGCCCCGGACGACAGGGAUCGACCAGGCGCGCGUCGCGACAACCCUCGCGACAGCCCGCGCGAUCAAGAAGGCCGCGGGGGCCAGCGGUCAGGAACCCGAACUAGGAAAACUCAAGAGGAGCUAGAUGCGGAGAUGGAUGACUACUUCACAGGUGGUCAGGCCGCCCAGCCUGCGGCAGCCGCCGCGCCUAACGACGAGCAUCACGACGAUAUCGACAUGAUUGAGUGA